This is a messenger RNA of Antrostomus carolinensis (chuck-will's-widow), 1064 nucleotides long. RefSeq names its product putative tyrosine-protein phosphatase auxilin. The annotation marks the transcript as partial. Lineage: Eukaryota; Metazoa; Chordata; Aves; Caprimulgiformes; Caprimulgidae. Gene Ontology annotation, cellular component: intracellular membrane-bounded organelle; cytoplasm; vesicle. The transcript is spliced from 3 exons. Gene Ontology annotation, biological process: clathrin-dependent endocytosis; synaptic vesicle uncoating. The record is from RefSeq and is a predicted model, not a curated record. Gene Ontology annotation, molecular function: clathrin binding.
AUUCAAAACCAAAAGUGUCUGCAGAUUUUGAAGACUUAUUAUCUGGUCAAGGUUUCAAUGCUCACAAGGACAAGAAGGGCCCCAAAACAAUAGCUGAGAUGAGAAAAGAAGAAAUGGCUAAGGAGAUGGACCCUGAAAAACUAAAAGUCCUGGAAUGGAUUGAAGGGAAGGAGAGAAAUAUAAGAGCCCUGCUGUCCACAAUGCAUACAGUCUUAUGGGCAGGGGAGACCAAGUGGAAACCUGUUAGUAUGGCAGAUCUUGUCACGCCAGAGCAGGUGAAGAAGGUCUACCGGCGGGCAGUGCUUGUCGUUCAUCCUGACAAGGCUACUGGGCAGCCGUAUGAACAAUAUGCAAAGAUGAUAUUUAUGGAGCUAAAUGAUGCCUGGUCAGAAUUUGAAAACCAAGGACAAAAACCUUUGUAUUAGGUACUUUCUCAGUCUCCACUACAGACCUGUGCUAGUGCUUAUAUAGUCUCUUGUCACAAAUGUCACAGAUCAACCAAACUCUGGCUGGAAAUUCAGAAGUAUCAGAAAACGAAGAGCCUAAUACUUAUCAUGAAGAACAAGAGAAAGGUUUCCUCAUACGUGUAUCAAGAAUCCUGAGCUCAGAGGAACUCUAGCCACCUGGCUUGCCAUAUGAGAGCCACGGGGUUACAGUUUCUUGUAACUUUUAUAUUUUUUCUUUGGAUUCAAGUGGGGUGAGAGGAAAACACAUUCUGGGAAAAGGUGGAAUUGUUCUGUCUCCGACACAGCGUAGCUGGUGAACUUCCUACAUUCUUUGUGAUAUGGCAACACUUCAGUUGAGUUCAGUAACUGGUGGUGAAGCCCAGACUCUGAUGUCCUUUCUUCCUAGGUUUGGAUCAAACGUCAUCAUCAAAUUUAAGUGCUCAGAUGUGGUUUUAGGCACACUUCUAACAGUCACCAUUUGCUGCUUAAUUGCUCAUAUAGUGUAGUAUGCCUGAAUAGAGAUGAAGCUGAAGCCUGGGUUAGAUCAGUGUGGCAGCUGACCGCUGCUUUACACAUUAACACUGUAACUUCACCUCACAGUCCAGCAGUGAAAAGUGC